Messenger RNA from Manis pentadactyla (Chinese pangolin), 606 nucleotides. Its product is annotated as alpha-S2-casein-like. The coding region runs from base 1 to 567 and encodes 188 amino acids. Gene Ontology annotation, cellular component: extracellular region. Gene Ontology annotation, molecular function: zymogen binding; protein homodimerization activity. The transcript has 7 exons. The record is from RefSeq and is a predicted model, not a curated record. NCBI's taxonomy places the organism in Eukaryota, Metazoa, Chordata, Mammalia, Pholidota, Manidae.
AUGGAGAAACCUAUUUUCAUGACUCAAAAACCUUUUUGUUGGCUGAAAUUGAGUCUUCCUAAGAAGGAUUAUUCAUUCGACCCUGCUUUCAAUGUGACUCCAUUAGAAAAUUACAGCCAAAUCAAGCCUGUGCCAGAUCAAAAGUUUGCCGUUUACCUUCAACAAAGCUUCAUUCUGGCAGCCCUCUCUCUGGCAUUAGAGGACCUGUGCUCAAAAGAUUGUCCCCAGAUGCGUGCUGUCGAUAGCACUGGGAAAACUAAAAUUGAGCUGACUGAGGAAGAACAGGUCUAUCUAAAGCAGCUGUACAAAAUGAACCAGUUUUACCAGGACUUGAGUUCUCCCCAAUAUCUUCAGACUUAUAAUCAGCGUCAGAAAGUUAGGUACCCACGGAUUCACAUUAAGACAAACGAAUAUCAUCUGCUUCCCCUUCAGGGAAAAGAGUACCACUCCUCCAGCGAGGAAUCUACCAGAAUCUCCCAGGAAGAAUCCACUCAAGUAGUCCCAGAGAAAACUGAGCUGACUGAUGAAGAAAAGACUUACCUGAAACAGCUGGUAAUUUUUUAUUAGACCUUUAAUUCACAGAAAUGAAUAAUCACUUUUCUUCCU